Solea solea (common sole) is the source of this 2300-nucleotide messenger RNA. RefSeq names its product ectonucleotide pyrophosphatase/phosphodiesterase family member 7-like. The coding region runs from base 134 to 1555 and encodes 473 amino acids. The record is from RefSeq and is a predicted model, not a curated record. The transcript has 5 exons. Lineage: Eukaryota; Metazoa; Chordata; Actinopteri; Pleuronectiformes; Soleidae.
CGACUGGUUGUCACUCAUUUUAGCGACAUUUAGAUCUGAGAACUGUUGUGUUCAGACGCUCAGACGAACCUGGAAGAGACAGUUCUGAAUUCAGCGGAUUUCCACUUUCCCACAAAGCUGUGAAGCCACAGUCAUGCUGCUGGUCUGCCUCGCUGUCCUCGGCCUAAACGCCUAUUAUUCUCCCUGUGCCGCUGCCCCACCGAGGGACUCCAGUCUUCACCUGAAGUCUGUUCCCCCCACGUCCACGAGAAACAAGCUGCUGCUCAUCUCCUUCGAUGGCUUCCGCUGGGACUAUGACCGCAACACUGACACCCCUUAUCUGGAUAAGAUGGCAGAGGACGGGGUGAAAGCAACCUAUGUUACUCCAUCCUUCAUCACCAUUACCAGCCCGUCUCAUUUCACGAUGCUGACAGGGCGUCACAUUGAGAAUCACGGCGUGAUCCACAACAUGUGGUUUAACACCACCACGCAAGAGAGGAAGCAGUACUACCAGACGCAGUUUGUCGAUUCCUACUGGGACAACGGCAGCUUACCCAUCUGGAUAACAGCGCAGAGACAGGGGCUAAAAACGGGGUCUCUGCAUUUCCCCGGCACUGCAGCCACCUACAGAGGAGAGACAGUGAUGGUGAGACAAGUGGAGUCUCCCGUCUAUGAUUACUCCGAUGAGGCCGACUGGAGGAUGAACGUGGACAAGGUGAUUGGCGAGUGGUUCAAUCAACAGGACCUGGACUUUGUCUCUCUGUACUUUGGGGAGCCGGACCUCGCCGGACACAAGCACGGACCGGAUUCGCCAGAGGUGCGGGAAAUGGUCAAGCAAGUGGACCGCACCAUAGGCUACAUGAGGGACAAGAUCCAAGAGCAGGGCCUCACCGAGCGGCUCAACGUGAUCAUCACCACUGACCACGGCAUGAGCACAAUUUUCCGGGGUGAACAAGCCAACCAGAUUAUCCUGUCAAAGAUUCCCAACUUCAGCUUUAGGGAUAUCCAGUUCCAGCUGCUGGAUUACGGCUCUGUUGGCAUGCUGCUUCCUAAAGAGGGGAAGCUGGAGAAGGUGUACCAAGCUCUGAAGGGAAGCCACCCACAUCUGCAUGUGUACAAGAAGGAGGAGAUGCCAGAGAGACUGCACUACAGUAAACAUCCCCGACUCCUGCCCCUCAUCCUCAUCGCGGACACUGGGUAUAUUGUCAAUGGGUUUUUACCUUUAAACUAUAACAAGGGCGACCACGGUUUCGAUAACGAAGCCAUGGAAAUGAAAGCCUUCUUCAGGGCAGUGGGGCCCGACUUCCACAAAAACCUGCUGGUCGAUCCCUUCGACAUGACCGACGUGUACCCACUGAUGUGCCAUCUGCUGGGAAUAAACCCAGAGGUCAACGACGGACACUUUGGCAACGUCAAAGGCAUGCUGGCCUCAGAGAAACUCCCAGAAGGAGACAGAGUCGCAGAGAACAAUACUCACAUGCAGGUGGUGACUGGCUUGGCAGUAACAGUUGGGUUUCUCGCACUUGUGUUCUUCGUCGCCACUUCUUACAACGUGUGGAAAAAGAGAAGAGCAUAAAGAAAUAGAUCUCCAAUCAAAUGAAAGAUAAAGAAACAAAAAGAGUAAUAGCAUAGUGUUUUUUAUUAUGGUUUGUGUAUAAAUCAUUACAACUGUCAUGUAUAGAUGUUCAGGAUGUUAAUUUUGAAGAGCUGAUGCUUCACCACCCCUUCAAAUUGUUAUAUAUUCAGUUUCUGCACAAUUAAAGACAGGCCUUGUCAGUGUGACCUGAACAGAUGAAUAAAGUAAAUGAAUAAAUGUUGUGAUACAUGAAAUGUACUUGGGGAUUUAGUGUCAGUUUAAAGUGGCAGUGAACUGUGUUAAAACUGUGAAUUAAACAGUUUAUGUGUUGUUUUCUAGCGCUGAUAAUGCACGCUACUGUAACAUUUCAAACACAUUUGUCUGUUUCUUUGCUUCGCUCUAAGCGGAUAUAUUGUGUAUUUAAUUUCAAAUGCAGUCCAGUAAGAAUUUCUCAUGUGAUUACAAACAUUUGCAAAGUUUGACACUGUGACGAAAUAUAUAAGGUGUUAUCGCAAGACUUGAUGGGACAAUAAAUUAUAUUAUCGCAUAUAAGGAUUAAAACCAUUUACGGUAUCUUAAUCUCAGUGAAUUUCUCUUAUCGUGUUAAUCAUAAAUGAAGAAAGACAUCAAUAUUUCACGUGGGUGACUCCUGUCUAACUCAUCUGUGCCUAUGGGGAGCUGCAGCUUUCCUCAUAUUAUUCCUUCAUUCAUUCAUCAUCUGCGAUCUUAUUAUAUUAUUUUUCAC